Vitis riparia (riverbank grape) is the source of this 1879-nucleotide messenger RNA. Its product is annotated as probable WRKY transcription factor 31. NCBI's taxonomy places the organism in Eukaryota, Viridiplantae, Streptophyta, Magnoliopsida, Vitales, Vitaceae. The record is from RefSeq and is a predicted model, not a curated record. Gene Ontology annotation, biological process: regulation of DNA-templated transcription. The transcript is spliced from 6 exons. Bases 69 to 1724 code for a protein of 551 amino acids. Gene Ontology annotation, molecular function: sequence-specific DNA binding; DNA-binding transcription factor activity.
UUAAGACUUCCCUUCUUCUCACAUCUCUUCAUUUCUUCGUCUUCUUCUUCUUCUUCCAAUCCCCAUUUAUGGACAAUGGUGGUAGUGGUGGGGGCGGACGCCCACUCUCUGAUAACCAUUCUCAUCCAUCUGCCUUCUCCUUUUCCAAGCCUUUUAAGAUGGAUGGCGGCGGCGGCGGUGUUGUUGUUGGAGGAGGAGUUUCUUCGUUGGUCCCCAACCGGAGGAUCAAUGAGAUGGACUUCUUUGCUCAGAAAGAAACAGCGAGGGUGGAUGUCAAGAGGGAGACAACCGCACAUGAUGGGCUGGUGCAAGGUUUCCACAUAAAUACUGGGUUGAAUCUUCACUUAGCGAGCGGUGGUGGCGAAAAAUCUUCGGUGGAUGGUGGAACAUCACCUAGCAACAAGGAAAAGUUCAACAUGAGUGAUAAGAUGGUAGGUUUGCGGGCUGAGUUAGAGAAUAUGAACAAGGAAAAUAAACAGUUGAGAGCCAUGCUGAGUCAAGUCAACAAUAACUACUCCGCCCUACAGAUGCAUGUUGUAACGCUGAUGCAAAGGCAACACAAUCGGAGAGCUGAAAUCUCCCUAGCAAACGAGGUGAAUACUGAAGGAAAAGUGGGAGAGAGGAACAGAAAUGAAACCAUUGUUCCAAGGCAAUUCAUGGAUUUGGGUCGGGCGUCUAUGGCCCAAAAGGAUGAGUCUUCACCAUCUUGGUCGGGUUCCAGAUCUCCUCAAACCAAUGAAGAUGCAUCCAGGGAGUCAAGGAGGCGGAAGACUGGCAGUACUAGUAAUGAAAACAAGGAUGGAGGAAGAGAAGAGAGUCCAGACCAAUCAUUACAAGGCGGGCUUCCUAACAAAGUCCCUAAAUUUAAUUGUUCACAGAAUGUCGAACAGGCCUCAGAAGCCAUGUCCAUGAUGAGGAAAGCUCGGGUCUCAGUUCGAGCAAGAUCGGAGGCAUCCAUGAUCUCCGAUGGAUGCCAAUGGAGAAAGUAUGGACAAAAGAUGGCCAAAGGAAACCCAUGCCCUCGAGCUUAUUAUCGAUGCACCAUGGCAACUGCUUGUCCAGUUCGCAAACAAGUCCAGAGGUCUGCAGAAGAUCGGACCGUCCUCAUAACAACUUAUGAAGGCCAUCACAACCAUCCCCUACCUCCGGCUGCCAUGGCGAUGGCCUCGACCACAUCAGCUGCUGCAACAAUGCUACUUUCGGGAUCAAUGCCGAGCUCAGAUGGGAUAAUGAGCUCGAGCUUUCAUUCAAGGACUAUGUUCCCAUGCUCCCCAAGCUUGGCAACGAUUUCAGCUUCAGCGCCCUUUCCCACUAUUACAUUAGAUCUUACACACAGCCCGAACCUCUUACAGCACCAGAGGCCGAAUGCCCAAUUCCAUGUCCCUUUCCAAAACCUUCCCCAGAAUUUUGCUCCUGGGUCGCACGCUUUCAAUCCAGUACUUCACAGCCAAUCCAAAUUCUCCGCCCUUCAAAGCUCCCCAGAAAUGCAGCCUCCUCAAGUAGGAACCGAGCAAGUGCUGAAGCCAUCAUCAUCAUCCUCAGACACAGUAACUGCAGCAACGGCUGCCAUCACCGCAGACCCGAACUUCACUGCAGCUCUAGUGGCAGCCAUCACUUCCAUUAUUGGCAAUGUUCAUCCAAACAAUAGUAGUAACAGUAGCACCAACACAAGAAGCACCAAUGUCGACAAUAAUAUUGGGAACUCAAAUUUGGUAGGCAAUUAAGAAUUGUGUUAGAAUUUUUUUUUCUCUCUCUUUACAUAAUAUUAAUAAUGAUAGAUCUUUAAAAAAAAUCCUCAGGUGUUUCUUUGUUCUUUCUUUUUCUCUGGCUCUUUGGUUGGGCAUACUUUAUUCAUUGGAGAGGAUGGCAAGUUUCAUUA